Messenger RNA from Enterobius vermicularis (human pinworm), 549 nucleotides. The record is from the annotation of a GenBank genome assembly. NCBI's taxonomy places the organism in Eukaryota, Metazoa, Nematoda, Chromadorea, Rhabditida, Oxyuridae.
AUGUCACCAUUUAAAGUGGUAAGGAAACUUAUUUACUUGUAUUAUGUUACAGAAUUUGUUGUUGUCAGUGGUGAACCGUUGUUUUUUCUAAUUGAGACACCGCAAAAAUUAGCGUACACGUAUGAGAUACGUUCAUCGGACGCGAUUGGUGCGCGGUUCCCAUCGACACCGUUUAAAAAUAUUCCACUAAGAUAUGCGGAACCAUCUCACGCUUGCUCUCAAAUUCUGCCUCUUUUUCAAGAUGCUGUGCUGAUAGAAAGAGGGUCUUGUCCUUUCAUCACUAAGGCGUUGUAUGCUAGUAAGGCAGGUGCAAGAGUGGCUAUAAUAACUGAAUCGUCUUCAGAAUCUUCCAAAUGGAUCGACAUGGUUGGUGAUGGCAGCGAUAAAAAGUCUGACAUUCCUGUAGCUUUUCUACCUGGUGCUUCAGGAAAGAGAAUUCGUGAUUAUCUAAUGUAUGGUGGUGGGGAAGUUCGAAUAACCAUUCCUCUGAACCUUUCGAAAUUCGACGUUAGGACGUAUCAAGCAAAACCUCCAUGGGAACUCUGGUAA